GAAAUAAAAGCAUAUCAAUGACGGAAGAAAAAAAAUGGAGGCGGCAGUGUUCAUUCUGUCACUGGUGGACUGCUGUGCACUGAUUUUCCUCUCGGUGUACUUUAUCAUCACCCUGUCUGAUCUAGAAUGUGACUACAUCAACGCCAGAGCCUGCUGCUCCAAGCUGAACAAAUGGGUAAUUCCAGAGAUGGUGGGCCAGUGUCUCUCCACCAUGCUGAUGCUGGUCUCCAUGCACUGGUUCGUCUUCCUGCUCAACCUGCCUGUAGCAGCCUGGAACAUUUAUAGGUACGUGAAGGUUCCCAUGGGAAACAUGGGCGUGUUUGACCCCACUGAGAUCCACAACCGAGGGCAGCUCAAGUCCCACAUGAAGGAGGCCAUGAUCAAACUGGGGUACCACCUGCUCUGCUUCUUCAUCUACUUGUAUAGCAUGAUCCUGGCUCUGAUCAACGACUGAAGAGCCCAGCAGGGUGCCAAAAUACAACUCUGCUGCCCCCCCCCCCCCCCCCUACAUCCUGCUCCUGUACUAUAUCCAUACAGUCUUUCAGAACAGCUCAGAGAAGGUUUUCUCUCACUGGUUUACUGAGCUUGAUUUGAGAUGUUAGACCUGAUUUAAUAAAAUGCAACAGUUAAUAUUUAAAAUAAACACUUCAUAACAAAAUCUCCUACAACUAGAGACGGUAUUGUGAUGGAAUCACACCAGCCUGAAGCAAAAUCCAGACUCAUGGGGUGAACAACAACUAGGCCUGUUGUGUGCAUUGAGUUGCUUUCACAUGAUUGGUGACGGACUGAUGAUGACAUACACACGUAGAUGUACCUGAUGGCUACUGAGUGUGUAUUCUGAUAUUCUGAGCUGUGGUACAUCCUGGCUGCUGGCCCUCUAUCAGCCAAACCUGACAUAAAGCAGCAGUGAUUGACUUCCUGCCCGGGCUUUAAAGACCAGCUGUUUGAAAUCAGUAGGAUGUGUAACUCCUCCCAUCAGUGUGUGAGCUGCUUAGAUGCAUGUUUAAUUUAUCUUGACAUUUUUAAGAAGAAUACUGGCGGUCUUAACUGAUAUACUUUCUGUCUCCGACUCCAUAACAAAGACAUCGUGGGCCAGUAGGGUCUCUCUGUUUGGCCUUUCAAAUAGUAACAAAGUAAAAGAAAAGGCAACAAUUUCAUCAACAGAUUAAAAAAAAAAAAAACUGGUAGGAAGAAGCCAUAGGACAACAUUGAGUUUAGGAUCCUACUCACUGGGCCUUUAAGAAGAGAUUUUAAAAGAAACUGAAUUGGUGAGUGCGUGAGAGGGAGCUUAACAAAGACAUUGCUUUAAAAUGUCCCACAGCUGAUCAGCUGACUGAAGGCCAUUCCUAAUGAUUCUCAUCAUUUGUCAUUAUUUCUGGAUGUCUCUUCAUGCUGUGCUUCAGUGUUCUGAUCUGUUGCUCCUUUUUCCUUAAUUGGCGUAAUUGGUAAAAAAUCUCAAUUUUGAAAUCAGAGAUUUAGUGUAGUAUUAAAGUGUAGAGAGAAUAGUUAUUGUUCACCAAUGAGACUGUUCUGAGACUUUAUGCAUACAGCCAGGAGCAUUACACUCCUCCCUGAUCGCCAGCUCAGCCCACACACACACACACACACACACACACACACACACACACACACACACACACACACACACACACACACACACACACACACACACACACACACACACACACACACACACACACACACACACACACACACACACACACCAUCUGAUUCAUAUUCAGUCAUAUUUAUGUAUGAGGAGCGUUGCUCUGUGUGGGUGGUCUGUGGGACGUCCCCUCACAGAGCUGGAUGCUGUCCGGUCAAGUGUUCUGUUUGGAAAGCCUGUGUGUUUCUGACGGCUGUUGUGUUAAAUCUGAGUUUCAUUUUGAAUCAUUGAAUUUGACCUCAGUCAUGCACUGAUGUAACUGACUUUGCAUUGAACGCACUGUACUGUAUGUUAAUGUUCCCUGAGCAGCGGGGUCUCACACCCUGACUGACUGUAUUAUGAAAGGGGGGGGGGGGGGGUACUGUUAGUGAACAAGUUCCUGUUUUAUUCACACAACUGUCUAUCUAUUUUUGGGGUCGGAGUGUUUCAUAAAUAAAAGUGAAAGACAAGUGUGA
This is a messenger RNA of Gymnodraco acuticeps, 2121 nucleotides long. RefSeq names its product cornichon family AMPA receptor auxiliary protein 4 (gene cnih4). The record is from RefSeq and is a predicted model, not a curated record. Gene Ontology annotation, cellular component: COPII-coated ER to Golgi transport vesicle; endoplasmic reticulum membrane. NCBI's taxonomy places the organism in Eukaryota, Metazoa, Chordata, Actinopteri, Perciformes, Bathydraconidae. Gene Ontology annotation, biological process: endoplasmic reticulum to Golgi vesicle-mediated transport. The transcript is spliced from 5 exons. Bases 35 to 454 code for a protein of 139 amino acids.